Molecule: messenger RNA, 546 nt
Organism: Morchella sextelata
Lineage: Eukaryota; Fungi; Ascomycota; Pezizomycetes; Pezizales; Morchellaceae
Exons: 10
Coding region: 1-546 (181 amino acids)
Source: RefSeq, a predicted model, not a curated record
AUGGAAGCACCCCUUAAACCGCACCUUCAUGCGUGUCAUACACCAACUACCACAGAAUAUAUAAAGACGCCAGAAUGGGUCAAUUACGGCCGCUUCGACGAAAACCGGAAGUGUACCACCAACCUACUACGCCGCCCCUUUACUCCGCCGCAGGAGCAGAAAGAAUAUCCCCACAAGCACCAGCACCGCAAACCCACCCAACGCGAUCCCGACAAUAGCGCCCGUCCCCAGACCACCCCUGGUAUAUUACCCCUGGAUAUAGAAUGGACUAUCUACACCGCUGUCCAGUUCUUCAUCCAAGCAGGUCCGGAUGGUGGGGCGCGGGGUACUUGUGGUUCUGCAAAGUACCUUAGUUGCAAUACCCUAGCGAAUAGUCGGUUCCGAGAUGGCAAAUAUUCGAUGUCCUUUGAGCCUCAGUCACAACCAUCAGGAGAAAAUAAGUCCAUGGUCCUGGCUAGUGCGAGACCAAUCAGACAGAAAGCCUACAGCCAACAUCCACCACACAGCAUUGCGCCCUUGGCAUGCAUCCACCUGAACCACAUCUGA